Molecule: messenger RNA, 746 nt
Organism: Nicrophorus vespilloides
Lineage: Eukaryota; Metazoa; Arthropoda; Insecta; Coleoptera; Silphidae
Product: 60S ribosomal protein L18a-like
Exons: 3
Coding region: 103-630 (175 amino acids)
Biological process (GO): translation
Cellular component (GO): cytosolic large ribosomal subunit; ribosome
Molecular function (GO): structural constituent of ribosome
Source: RefSeq, a predicted model, not a curated record
UGUAAGUAUAUAAGUAUACAUAGUUCUGAUUCCAUAACUGGCGUCUUCUUAGCCUUCUUAGCAUUCUUAGUUUUCGCUUCCUUUUCGCUAUACACCGCAGCAAUGAAGGCUAAAGGAGAGUUGAAAGAAUAUGAAGUCAUUGGGCGCAAGCUCCCAACUGAUAAGGAGCCUACGACUCCUUUAUAUAAAAUGAGAAUCUUUGCUCCAGACCAAAUUGUAGCCAAAUCCCGUUUUUGGUACUUCUUGAGGCAACUGAGGAAGUUCAAAAAGACUACUGGAGAGAUUGUCUCCAUUAAAGAAAUACAUGAUAAAAGCCCUACCAAAAUCAAGAAUUUUGGAAUAUGGUUAAGAUACGAUUCAAGGUCAGGCACUCAUAAUAUGUAUAGGGAGUACCGUGACCUGACAGUCUCUGGUGGUGUGACCCAAUGCUACAGGGACAUGGGUGCCCGUCAUCGUGCUCGCGCUCACUCCAUCCAGAUCAUUAAGGUGGAAGUUGUAGCUGCUUCUGCAUGCAGGAGGCCACAAGUAAAACAAUUCCACGACUCAAAGAUCCAAUUCCCACUCCCAAGACGCGUCCAGCAUCGUCUUAACACAUUCUCUGCAAAGAAACCGCGUACAUACUACUAUUAGAUUAUGUAUGAGAUCAACCAAGUAAAAUAUUUUUUUGUUGAGGAUAUCAAAAAAGCUUUUAUUGGAUUACCAUAAAACAGUAUUAAUUAACACAUUCACUUUAACAUCCAUGAUAA